AGGCGGGCGUCGCAGAGAUCGGCGUGAUGGGUGGCUCCCACUCUCCGGACGAGCACAAGCUCGCCCGAACCGCGGAGGACCUCGGCUUCGCGACGAAGGUGUACGGCUUCUUCCCCGACCCCCUGCGGGGCGAGCUGGGCGGCCGGCUGCCGAGGGCGCUGGUGGUGAACGCGUGGGACUGCUGGUCGUUCAUAGGCAAUGGCAAUUUCCUCGACGAGUCGUUGGACGGCUACAUCGGGCGGUGCACCGCGCUCGCGGUGUUGGGUUGGCCCAAGACCAACCCAUACUUGACGCAGGAUGGCAACAUGGUGAAGGUGACGCCGCCGUAGAGAUUGGCCUGCGCCCUUCGUUCCCCCGUGUUUUCUUGCCCCCUACUCUCCCCCCCCCCCGGCCGGCGCGCGCGGGUCCCUCCCGCGGCGGGCGCACAGUCAUCGGCACACGGCGCCCCGCCGCGGCGCCUGCAGCACAGCGGGCUCGCCAGCUGGGAAAAGCGCCGUGCGGCGAGGCGGCGCUGAUCCAGGCGGC
Molecule: messenger RNA, 525 nt
Organism: Prorocentrum cordatum
Lineage: Eukaryota; Dinophyceae; Prorocentrales; Prorocentraceae
Source: the annotation of a GenBank genome assembly